Molecule: messenger RNA, 4733 nt
Organism: Oryza sativa Japonica Group (Japanese rice)
Lineage: Eukaryota; Viridiplantae; Streptophyta; Magnoliopsida; Poales; Poaceae
Product: protein ROOT PRIMORDIUM DEFECTIVE 1
Molecular function (GO): RNA binding
Source: RefSeq, a predicted model, not a curated record
AAUUCCCAAAUCGGCCAAAUCCUAACCAGAGGACCGAGGACGUGCGCGGUGUGGCGGCGAGGACGUGCGGCAGUGCGGCGGCGGCGACUUCCGGCUGCGUCGGCGGAAGGCGGCGCCAAGGCGGGUAGGAGCCUAGGCGGCGCGUCGGGCGGCGGCGACUGCAGUCUAGUCUGCAGCGUGCUCGUCGGCGGCUGCGGCGGAGGCUUCCGGCUGCGGCGUGCGCGGCUGCGUCGGCGGCAGGAGGCGCCGAGGCGUGCAGGCGGCGCGUCGACGGCUGCGGCCGUGCGGCGUUGGGGCUCGGCCAGGCGUGCAGGCCGCCAGUCCGCCAGGCCACCACACAGAUUGACAAGUCGACAUUGAUUCACAUAACCAUUUUUGCAUGCCGAUGGUGUUUUCUGUGCUCUAAGGUCUGGAUCUGAAUAUACAACUGAAUGGCAUCUAUAUUGUUUGGUCAUAGAAAUCUGUGUGUCUUUCCCCUGAGAAGGCACAUAUUGGAUGAGGUAUACCAGCAUGGUCCUUAUAAUUGUACCAUACAGAGGAGGUGGAAAAAGCCAGUUGAUUCAGCAAGAACUCGUCUGGAGGGCAGAACAAGGGAUCAUAAACUGGACAAGCUGAUGAUUCAGCUGAAGAACCUCAGGCUGGCUUUGGAUUUACAUGAGUUGAUAUCUCAGCAGAGGAACAAAUAUGCAUCUCUCCAACUCCUCUCCAGGUGGAGACAUGAGGUCGGCUUGAACAUUGAGAUAGGCGCUUUCCUCAAGAAAUAUCCCCACAUUUUCGACAUUUAUGUGCACCCAAUCAAAAGAAAUGAAUGCUGUAAGGUCACCCCAAAAAUGUCUGAAUUGAUUGCACAAGAAGAUGCUGCCAUCAGGGAAAAUGAGCCUGCUAUUGCUAAGCGGCUCAAGAAGCUUCUCACGCUAUCGAAGGAUGGAACUCUGAAUAUGCAUGCAUUGUGGCUCGUAAGAAGAGAACUUGGCCUGCCUGAUGACUAUAGGUGCUCUAUACUACCAAACCAUCAGUCUGAUUUUUCUCUAAGUUCCCCUGAUACUCUGACAUUGAUCACUAGGGAUGAAAAUCUUGCUGUAGCUGAUGUUGAAGAAUGGAGAGCAAAGGAAUAUACAGAAAAAUGGUUAGCUGAAUCUGAGACAAAAUAUGCUUUUCCUAUUAACUUUCCAACCGGCUUUAAGAUCGAGAAAGGUUUUAGGGGAAAGCUUGGGAAUUGGCAGAGGCUUCCCUACACUAAGGCUUAUGAGAAGAAUGAAUUGCAUCCAAUCCGCAAUAUCGAGCGGCUCGAGAAACGUAUUGUUGGCAUUCUUCAUGAGCUUUUAAGCUUGACAAUAGAAAAGAUGAUACCACUUGAGAGGCUGUCACACUUCAGAAAACCUUUUGAAAUGGAGGUAAACCUGCGGGAACUUAUUCUUAAGCACCCUGGCAUUUUCUACAUCUCAACCAAAGGAAGCACACAAACUGUCCUUCUUAGAGAGAGUUACAGUAAGGGAUGCCUGGUUCAUCCUAACCCUGUCUACAAUGUAAGAAGGAAAAUGCUAGGGCUUAUUUUGUCAGGAUGUUGUGGCGUUGAUGAAAUGGACAGUCCACUUUGGUUUUCUGAGGAGUACAAUCAGGAAAGCAGUAACGAGUCAUAGAAUCACAUGUGCCAGACAAAUACCGAAUGCCUUGUUGGAAGCUCAAAGUGGCAUUUGUCAAAGAACUAGCCAUUUUUAAUCUCUGACAUUCUUUACACGAGUACAUAAGUUGACCUAAUGAUGUCACCACUAGAGUUGCUGAUAAUGGUAUGCUACUCUUGAGAUGUCAGUGGUAGAGCAUCAUCUGCUGAGGAAUGUACUGAUUGUGCAAGCUAAGAAAUUCAGUUGUCCUGAAGAGUGACUAGUCUGCACCCAGGGAAGAAUGAAUGCAUCAUGGUGCUUUAGCAGCUAACAAGGAGGAGGUGCUUGAGCAGGAUCAGUUGUCAACCUUUGUUCCUGUUCCACAGAUCUAUUUUUUAUGUACAACACUGAUUUAUUUUCACUGCAGAGAUAGCUCCAAUGAAGAUUUAAGGGCAGUAAUUUAUGCUUUGGACUGGUCUAUCAUAAAUACAAUUAUCAUUUCUCUAGUGGAAGUUUUUUUUCUUAAAGAGCCAACAGAGGUCAGAAGAUCCUCAAAGCAAUUGAAAACUUGCUGAUUGAGGAGUGCGGCAAUUUCUUCCAUACACAAAUCUCUACUCAGCUCGUGCUGUGUACAAUUACAUCUUGAUGUCAAAUUUUCAUGAUUAUUUUAUUUUGUUGAUCAGUGAAUUUCAUAUUUCAGUGAUAGUAACAAUGCAGUUGUUUGGAAUAUGAUGUAUUGGAUAGUCUUGAAUUUGCAAGGGGAAGUGCAGAAUCAACACUGGGCUCUGUUAGAGCUGCAAUGGGGCAAUCUGAACGGUUCCCGUGAAGUAUGUUGCAAAUGAAGAUUGUGGGAAGGAAUUUUACCAAGUUUCUGAGGACACAUUUUCUUUGCACAUGAAGCUAUAAUUGAUCAUAACCUCCAGAAUGAAGACAUCCUAGUUGCCUCCAAGUUGUCCAUGAUGGUUUCUAAUCCAAUUGUACAGGAGACUAUCUCAAGUUCUAUGAUGCUAUAUCCAAGGCCUAUCCAGACAUUCAAAUGAUUUCAAACUUUGAUGGAUCAUCUAGGCCACUUGACCAUCCUGCUGAUUUGUAUGAUUUCCAUGUAUUUGUCAGUGAGUAUGCUGUUAAUGAAUGAAAGGAUGCUAGCAAUGGAAGACUUCUUGCUUCACUGGCUGAGGCUGCUUUCCUUACUGGGUUAGAGAAAAAUAGGUGAUACCUCUCACUUUCCUUCCUCUCUUUGGAUCAAUCUCUCAUUCCAUAUUCUUGGGGCUAACUGAAUCACGCAUGUGGCUGUAUUUAGAUCAUUCAUGACUUCUCCAGGACAAAUGUCAAUAUUGCCAUGGAUAAUUAAGAGUUUAUGACCCUAUUCAGAUAAUCAAAUUUGAACCAAAGGGAAAAAAUCUGUUCAGAAAUUACAAGAUAAUAAAUAUGCACAUAUUGAUAUUGUAAAUACUAGUAGUGAGCAGCAAAAAUUAAUACUCUAUCAUGAAUAUACUAGAAGUAUCUGUCCUGUUUCUUUGCAGUGAUGUUGUUCAGAUGGCAAGUUUAUGCACCACUCUUCGUAAAUGACAAUGACCGCAUGCUAAUACCUUUGGCUUUGCACUGUUUUCUUUUAUAACAUUCUUGUUGGUCACAAGUUCGUGAGUUUGACUAGGUCUGAAUGUUAUGAUCAGCUGGAAUCCAGAUGCAAUUGUGUUCAAUUCCUGGCAACAGUAUGGAACUCAUAGUUAUUGGAUGCAGACAUAAUAUUUCCGUGAAUCAAGUGGUUCUGUGAUUCAUCCGAUUAUGAUCAGUUCUGGCUACUCUGAUGCGUUGGCUGCAUCUGCAAUCACCUGGCAAGACACUCAGAUAUCUUUCUGAGAGUAAAGGUAGUUAACAAUUCCAGUUUCUCCUAACUUACAUACCAAUACCAUUGCAGCGAUUCAUUAGACAAGCCCCUAAAUGUUUUGAAUGAUUUAGUUACAACGAUAUAAACUGAUUGAACCACUGCAUGCUUGCAUAACAUCUGUUUGGACUUUGGAUUUUAGAACAUAUAUUCAUCUUCAAAAGAUCUGUAGAUAGUAAACUUUGGGCCAAACACUGUGAACCUCACAAUAUCUUCAAGCUGUUGUCACAUCCGGCAACGUGCUGGAUGAAGAUUCAUUUAGUGAACCAAACAAGGUAAGACAACCAUUGCUUUUAUCACAAGCUAUUCGUUUCAUUACCAUGCACUGGAUUUAGCAAUUAAAAUUUUAGUCUGCCAGCGCAUGUGCAAGCCGCCAAGCCGUAUGUCUUCCAUUGUCUAGCAAUCACCUUUGUAGGUUUAUCUGUAAGCUUUCCAGGAACCUGUUUAUUUGGUUAUAUCAGGAAUUGUUUCCUACAAUUUCUAGAGAAGUUUUAUGCAGAAAGAAUCACUUUCAUUCUCAGUUGUUGGCGAGUUCGUCUAAGUUCUAAAGUAUCUUGUGAACGAAGCAUGCAGGUCGUGCCGGUAACGAGCGAGCUGCCAGAUGUUCUAAAGUAUCUUGUGUUUAGUUCAGCGCAAAGUUUGGAUUUUGGUUGAAAUUGGAGAUGAUGUGACUGAAAAGUUGUGUGUGUAUGACAGAUUGAUGUGAUGGAAAAGGACUUAAGUUUGGAUCCAAACUUUGGAUCUAAGGCUGUAUUUAGUUCAGCGCAAAGUUUAGAUUUUGGUUGAAAUUGAAGAUGAUGUGACUGAAAAGUUAUGUGUGAAUGACAGGUUGAUGUGAUGGAAAAGGACUGAAGUUUGGAUCCAAACUUUGAAUCUAAACACAGCCUAAACACAGCCAAUAAACCAAAUAGCAUAACUUCAUGUAUAAAUGCUGUAGUGAGAGAGGGUACUUGUGCUUAUCCAAAGAUGGCGGCUUCGAUGAGAAGGGAAUUCAGCCCGGUCUUAUUGAGUUAGAAAAGGAUAAUGACGCAGAAUGUCCUUCUGGGUCCCAAUUUGCUCCCUGUUAUGAAAGCACGAUAAAAAAUCAUAACUCCAAAAAUUAGUCAUAACACCCAUAUUUCAUUAAAUAUUAGUUUAAGGUGGGCAACGUAUAUAUUACAAGUAAAUGGGAUAUGAUUGUUGUAAUGAUCUUAUGUGAUUAGUGUGAUAUACUUGGCAAUGUUCAAAUGAAACUGAGCUUUAUGUAA